CUCAAACUCAAACCACAGCAUGUUGGUACCUGUUGGGACACAGUCAGCAAAAAGGCCCAUUUCAUCCUCAAACUGUGCUGUUAACGUUUCUGUCAUUAGGAUACAAAAUGUCCUGGUUUACUGACUUUGCUGGGAAAGCGGAAGACUUCCUGAAUAAAGUGGACCAGGGAGCUGCCACUGCCCUGACUAAAAACGAGAGAACAUCUUCCUUUUCGUCGUCCUAUGAAGAGGAAUCCGUUAUCAAACCCGAAUACAACACUGCAGAAUACAAGACCCAUGUGGCUGUGACGCAUCAUGCCUAUGCAUCCUCUGAUGAUGCACCGAGCUUUGUCGCUGCAGCUGCUGCCAACAUCAAGAGAUCCAGUGGUCCCCUGCUGGCUGGUACUGCCAACACGGCCAAUGUUCCCUCUGGUUCUCUCAGCAGUGCCCCCAACUCUGCCAAGACCUCAUCUGGCUUUGUGAGGCCCAAAAAAGCGAGCGAGCAGGAUGUGGACGACGACAUGCUCUUUGACUUUCUGAACAGCUCGGACCCUCCAGACAGCAACAGGAGGGAUUCAAGAAGAGAACUCGUGAAAGUGGCAGUUCCGGUUACUGAGGCCCAAAACCCAACACCUCCUCCUUCCAGCACUCCUCAUACCGUCCCCUCGGCCCCGUCGACGCCCCCCUCAACCCGGGGUGUAUCCAGAGCCUCCAGCAUGAGCUCACUGUCUGCUCACAGCUUUAAAACAUCGGAGGAGAGCUCUGCUAAAGAACAAAGCCACGAUGGACAGCUGCUCAGCACAAUGUUUUCUCUUCACCCCCACCUGGCCACCACAGACACACCUGAGAGUUCAGACUCGGGCUUGGCUGUCCUGCUAGAGUCCAGCAGGCAGGAGACUCCCCCUCCUCCCCCCAUAGAGGAGCCACAGAGCCACAUCCUGUCCAGUUUGCGUCUGGAGAACCAGCUGCUGCGCAGUGAGGUGUCCUCCCUCAACCAGGAGAUGGCUUCGGUCAUCCAGAGGGCAAAAGACUUACAAGAUGAAUUGAACCAGGCUCGUCUACGUGCAGACAGAUGGAACUCGGAUCAGUCUCAGACCGACCGGAUGGUACGGGAACUUCGGUCAAAGGUUGAUGACCUAACGCAAACCCUCGCUGCCAAAGACGGUCAACUUGCAAUCCUGAAAAUCCGGCUUGAUGAAGCCGAUCAGAUGCUGAAGUCCCGCUGUGCUGCGUUAGAAGACGCACAGAUGGAACGGUCAAGAAUAGUGCAAGACAACACAGACGGGAGCAGCAUGCAUUCCCAAGCUCUUGAAACGAUACAGGAGAGGCUGCGAGAGGCUGAACUGGCCCUCAAGAGGGAGCAAGACAGCUACCGGCAGAUGCAGAAUGAGUUUGCUGGCCGCCUGUCCAAAGUGGAGGCUGAGAGGCAGAUCCUCGCAGAGACGGUGACUGCAGCAGAGCGGCGAGCCGCAGAGGAGAAGCUCCGGGUCGACGACAGCCAGCUGCAACUGAAAAGUGCCAAAGCUGCAGCUGAGACUGCCAGACAGGAGUUACAGGACUACAAGCACAAAGCUUCACGCAUCCUACAGUCCAAAGAGAAGCUGAUCAGCAGUCUGAAGGAGGGAUCUGGUCUGGACACCCUGGACGGCAGCGGGGCCACGGCUCUGGAGCUGGAGGACCUGCGUCACGAGAAGGAACUGCAUAGGGAGGACAUCCAAAAACUACAGGGGCAAGUGCACACACUUCGGAUAGAAAUACAGGAUUUGGAGAAUCAGGCCCUGACGGAGGCAGAGACGUGGCGGGAGCAGCAGAUGCAGUUGGAGGAGCAACAGGCCUUACAGAACAGGGCUAAACAGGAGGUGGAGGCUGAGGUUGAGCGCUACAAACAGGAGCUUCAGUACCUAGAGGAAGAGCAGCAUCGAGCUAAAACCACUCUGCAGAGCAGAAUCAAGGACAGAGAAGAUGAAAUCCAAAAACUCAGGAACCAGUUGACCAACAAGACUCUCAGCAGCAGUAGCCAGACAGAGCUGGAGAAUCGUCUCCACCAGUUGACGGAGACGCUGAUCCAGAAGCAGACGAUGCUGGAGGCUCUGGGCACAGAGAAGAGCUCCCUGGUCUUUCAGCUGGAGCGUCUGGAGCAGCAGCUGAAGAACACUCAGGGAGGACAAAGUGGAGGGCCGUCCAUCAACAUGAGUGGUCUGGAGGGACCAGUCGCACGACAAAGAAACACACCCGUGCUGUUCAGUGAUCAGGACAGUCCAGGAGUGUAUGGCAAAGUACGCAAGGCAGCUAGCACCAUUGACCGUUUCAGCAUCAGACUGGGUAUCUUCUUGAGGCGCUACCCUGCGGCCAGAGUUUUCGUUAUCCUGUACAUAGCCCUACUGCACCUGUGGGUCAUGGUUGUUCUCCUGACUUACACACCAGAAAUGCACCAUGGUCAUCCUGAUGGAAGAUAGAGGGCUUGAAUUUUAGAGUUGGGUGUUUUAAAAUGUGUUUGUUCUACAGCCUUCAAUGUAAGGAUGGUACAAGCUGCUGGAAUAUGGGCUCUGGGUCCCGACUCUCCCUGUUUUGCACAGAAAUGCUAUAAAUUAAAGACAUUUCCUCUGAUUUAUUCUUUAUUUUUUACAACUAAAGAUCAAUAUCUGACAGGUGCUUUGAGUUUUAAAAUAAUUACAGAGUGAUAUAUUAUGUAUGAUGUAUUGGUGGUCUGCUGAAAGGAUAUUAAAUCUAACAUGGUCGCACAUCUGUUCUUCUCAUCAUCUGCUUUCAGACCUCUCGUCUCUUGGGAGAUUGUAUUUAACACUAUGUAAAAAAAAAGAAUCUUUUAAUAAACAAGUUAGAAGAACCAACACAGCCUGGCACUUUUCUAAUAGAUUAUGUUUGUUCUGUGGCUCAGAUUAAGAGGAUCUUCAAAGCUCAAGUCAGUUUACUGGUCAUGAGGAGUGUGACUCAGUAACGCCUUCUGUGGUUCUGGAGAAGCUUUGUUAAAAAGCGCUGAUCAAUAACCUCAUGAGGGUUAUCACAACGCUUGUGUUACAAUCUGGAGCUUAAAAGAUAUUUACUUAGACUGGAGUGUCUAGCAAAAAGAUGCUAUGGUUGCACUAUGGGAAAUAAAUAGGGACUAAAAGUUAGGAUAUAUCUGCCUCUACCAAUUUGAUUUGUACUGUUCUAUCUCUCUUUUGGCUCCGCCAAAUUCAUGGAAGUGCAGUCCUAAAUUUCUGAUGCCCUCCUUUAAUGAUUAUGGAUUUCAUUUAAACUAAUUAUUGCAUUGCAGGUAAUGUCUGUGUCUAGAAAGUCAUAAUUCACAUCUAUAACAGAAUUUAAGACACACGGGCCAAAGCAUACAUUUCGGGCACGGUUUCAUGUAAAUAUGUUCAUGUUAUAACAGAAGAGGAGGGGAUGGACUGAAUAAUUGUAUAAGAAUCGUUCAGUGGAGCAAUCGCUAAGCAUUCAUCUGAGGACUGCUGGUACUGUCAUUGCUAAUACUUCACUACUUUUACUUAUUUAAAACCCUUGUCACCCAUAUGAAACAAAUACACUCUUUUUAUAAUAUUCUCUUCAUACAA
Molecule: messenger RNA, 3545 nt
Organism: Anarrhichthys ocellatus (wolf-eel)
Lineage: Eukaryota; Metazoa; Chordata; Actinopteri; Perciformes; Anarhichadidae
Gene: golga5
Product: golgin A5
Exons: 12
Coding region: 108-2435 (775 amino acids)
Biological process (GO): retrograde transport, vesicle recycling within Golgi; Golgi organization
Cellular component (GO): Golgi membrane; Golgi cisterna
Source: RefSeq, a predicted model, not a curated record